Agelaius phoeniceus (red-winged blackbird) is the source of this 699-nucleotide messenger RNA. The record is from RefSeq and is a predicted model, not a curated record. Lineage: Eukaryota; Metazoa; Chordata; Aves; Passeriformes; Icteridae.
AUGCCCCAGGACACCCAGACAGAGCUUCAGAGCCAAAUCCAGCCUGAUUUUCCACCAGAGGAGCCACACAGGGAAUGGCCCUACGAGUGUGAUGAAUGCAGCAAGAGGUUUCAGGUCACCUCCAAUCUCCUCCAUCACCAGUGCACUCACACAGAGGAGAGGCCCUUCCGCUGCCCCGACUGCAGGAAGGGCUUCAGGGACAAGUGCAGUCUCCUCAGGCACCAGCUCAUCCACUCCAGGGAGAGGCCCUACGAGUGUCCCAGGUGUGGGAAGAGCUUCAAGACCAGCUAUGAAGUGACUGCCCACCAGAGGAGCCACACGGGGGAACGGCCCUACGAGCGUGGGGAGUGUGGGAAGAGCUUCAGGACGAGCUCCCACCUGAGUGCCCACCAGCACAUCCACAGCGGGGAGAGGCCCUAUGAGUGUGCCUGCUGUGGGAAGAGCUUCUCCAAGAGGUCAGCCUUGACCCAACACCAACGCAUCCAGCUGUUGUGUUGUCUGUAUAAGUUGGACUGUUCUGUUCCCCCUAUCAUGCAAUAGUUGUGCCCUGGUUCUCCCUUUCCUCCUUUAUGCUGCCAGUUAUCCCAACUCCUCCCCAGUUGCCUUGGAGAUUAAUGUACCCUUCCUCAAAUCCCUCCCCGGUGCCCUGUCCGUCACUCGGCGCUCCCACCCUUCUCUCUAGAACUCUCUAGAAACUUU